Molecule: messenger RNA, 4958 nt
Organism: Condylostylus longicornis
Lineage: Eukaryota; Metazoa; Arthropoda; Insecta; Diptera; Dolichopodidae
Gene: Nop17l
Product: protein kintoun
Exons: 4
Coding region: 912-3632 (906 amino acids)
Biological process (GO): axonemal dynein complex assembly
Cellular component (GO): cytoplasm
Source: RefSeq, a predicted model, not a curated record
UUUUAUUGGGAUGUAAUGGGUAUGUAUAUGUAAUUCGUAUCAUAUGGAAUGGAGUAAAAGUUUUCAAACUAAAAAUAUUCAGUGAAAAUUUUACAAUUUUAAACUAUUUAACAUUUAUCAGAAGAGCAUUAUAUAAAAAAUAUUAAAAAGUCUUUGCGUUUGUCAAUUUUUUUUUAUAAAAUUUAAGUUCAAUUUGAAUAUAAUCAAGUGAAUUAAAGUAAACAAUAUAAAAAAAAGUCGCGCAAUAAAAACUUUCGCGAAGUUUCGUUUUAACACCGAAAACUUAUUAACUUUUUUUAGAAAGAAAAAAUAGAGAAGUGAGGAAGGAGAAAUAUUUUUAGUAAAGAGCACGUAGGCAAUUCAUUUUUCAGUUUGAUUUCUUGAAGCUCUGAGGAAUAUUCUUUAUUCAAUGUUAUAUUAUAUUUAAUAUUCAAAAAUCUUUAUUAGAAACUAGAAAAAUUUAUUGGAUAUUGAAUAACAUAAAAUAAUAUCUAAUAAGCAAUUAAUAGCGAAAUAUUAAAUUUGCUUUUAAAUUUAUGAAGGUUAGUGUGAAACUAUAAAAAAACUACCUAUCCUCAAUUACCGAAUUGUGCCGGUUUUUCAAUGAUAUAAAAUUAAAACUUCGCCAUUGUUAUCUAAGCAAUAGUGUGUUUGAUCAAUUUUAUAGAUUUUUUUUUCAGUUAUUUUGACAAACAAAAUAAAAAAUAUUUCCUUGCGUAAUUCAAAAUAAAUUUCAUUGUUUCAAAAGUUAAAAAAAAAAGUAAAAUUAAAUUAAUAAGAAAAAUAUUUAAUAAAAUUUUUUACAUAAAUUUAAUUAAUAAAAUAUCCGUCAAAAUAGGGCAUAAAACACUAAAAUAUAUUUUAAAAGGCCCACUAGAGACUAGUAAAAAUAGUGAAAAAUUUUUUAGAAAAUGUCUUCCAGUAAGACAAAAACAAACUGCGGUACAUCAAAUCGCGAUCAAGAUGGAAUACCCAAAAAUUGGGAAGAUUUAGAUAUAACACCACAAGAAUUUGAUUCUAUACGUGAUGCUUUUAAGAGAGAAGAUUUUUGUAAAAUGUUUUCUGACUAUUGUAAAGAGAUGUCAGAUCCUAGUACGAGAAUGAAAUAUCAAGAAGAAAUGAAACAAUUGGAAGCUGAAAGAGGUGUUGAUAUAACAUUUUUAAAUCCAACACCACAUUUUGUAAUAAAAACUUCAUCAAAUGGUAAAAUAAAAUGCUUCAUUAAUAUCGCUUCAAACGACCAGAUAGAUAAACCAUCAAAUGAAGUUCGUUUAAAUGAAGAAACUGGUAAAAAGGAAAUUUUUUGGAGAUUACCAUAUGCGCAAGCUGAACCGCGACCAGAUUUUGAUAAUAAAAAGAAUCGUUGUGUUGUUCAUGAUGUAAUAUUUCAUCCUGAUGCUAUACAUUUAGCUGAACGUAAUUCUAUGCUAAGGCGUCACUUGGUAAAUACUGCAUGUGAUGCCGUCGAACGCGAAUUUAAAGUUCAGUUAGAUCGUACUAAUUUGAAAUUUCCUAAACUUAAAUAUAAAGGCGUACCAAAAGUAACCGUUAAGAGAAGGUUAAUGGAUCAAAAUUCCAAAGAAUAUGAAUCUAGUCCAUUGGAUGAACAUAUGCCUCCAAUGCCUGAGGUUAGAAAAGGGCAAGAAAUUCCUAAAGUUUAUAAGUCAAAAGAUGUUGAACCAGAUCAGUAUACAACCCCCAAAUAUUUAUUAAAACAUCGCCGAGAUGUUGAUAUGUCAGAAAUGACAUAUGAAUUAGACGCUAAAUUAAAUAUAACCAUUCCUAAAGAACUUGUAAUUGAAAUUGAACUUCCGCUGUUGAAAACUACGGCUGAUUGCAAUUUGGAUGUGACAGAACGCAAACUUUAUUUUAACAGUGAAAAACCGGCUAAAUACCGGUUAAAUAUUGAUUUACCAUAUCCAGUUAAAGAUCAAUUAGGUUCAGCAAAAUUUGAUAAAAGUACGAAAAAGCUCGUUGUCACUCUUCCAGUUCAUUCUGAAGCAGAAAGGUGUAUUAAAGAUCUUUAUAGAGAAGAUAGUGGCGUUGAAAGCGAUCCAAGAGAAGAAAACAGUUCUCUUGAUUCGCCAACUCGCAAAGACUCCCCAACUCCUGAAGAUUUUGGGAAAAAUAAAUCUGUACCUUUGGUAGAAGAAUUAAUAAAUUCCGAAGAUAAUUUAGAUGAAGGAUUUACAAGAUCUGAAUCAAUCACUCAAGAACAAACUAAUGACGAUUUCUUAAGAACAGAUGUUACCUAUAAUCCAGUGACUAACUUUGAUUGUAAUGCAUUGGAUAACAAUUUAGUUUUUGUAUUGCAAGUUAAAAAUGUUGAUCCACAAACAGUUGAGUUUCAGAAAUCUGAAAACUAUGUUAACUUGAAAUUCAUUUCACUAGGGGCAGGAUAUUACCCCGUCUAUUAUUCAUUUUAUUUAAAAUUAUCUAAUGAAGGUAGCGAUCACGAAAUUGAGAGUGUCGAUGCUGAGGCUUGGGAUAAUAAUGUGAUACUAACGCUAACGUUGAAUAAUUUAGAUGGUUUAUCAGAAUAUUCAGCUGGUUUGAAUGAACAUGAUUUGAAACAGUAUAACACUCCAGGAAAUUUCAACUCCUACAACAAAUUGGCUAAUAGUAGUAAUCUUAAAAGAGACGGUUUAGAGAUUAAAGCAAAUGAAAUUGAAAAUCAUAAGUUUGAUAUUGAAGUUAAACAUUGUAAUGAUUCUAAUCAAAUUGAAUUGGAGAUAAAACCCAAAACAGAAUCGAAUGAAAAUAUUGAUCUGGUAAAUGAUGAAAAAUUUGUUGACGUGGAGCAAGCUAAGCAACGAAAUGCAAAAAAAACUGCACCUUCAAAUAAUAAUCAAAAUAACAAAAAUAAAAAAAAGAAGAAUAAAAAACGUAGAUCAUAUUCGGAAUCUGCAUGUGACGAGCUUAAAGCGAAUAAUGAUGAUAUAAAAUUGAUUUCAUCUUCUUUAAUAUCGAAAUCAGAAAAAACAACGGAUAAUGAUGCAGAAGAAGCAUCUGAUGACGGUGAAAAUGAUGAAAAUAUGGAUGAACGUAAUAUUUCAAUAGUUGGUGGAAGAAAACAACGAAGCUUUUCGGAAUCUCGUAGUAUUAGUGAUUGCACACCGACAUUUAAGGGCAUUCUAAAGCACUACAGUCGUUAUGGCCGCAGUAUUUCAGAAAGUUGUUCAUCUAUUGAUGAUCAAUAUUCAUGUUCAACUGAAAAUUUACAACCAUGUGAAUCUUUUAGUGUUAUAUCUGAAGAGGGUAUUGAAGAUGAUGCAGGUGCCCUUGAAAGUGGCCAUUCACUAUCAGAAAGCUGCAAAAAGACUGUUAGAUUUAGUGAGGUUAUUCAUAAACAAUUAUUCAGAAUGGAUUCAAGCAUCUUGGGUCAACGUAAGAAAAAUCAGAAGAAAAAGAAUCAAAAAUUACGAGCUUUGAAAAGGCGUAAUAGCGAAGGCGAUACAGCUGACUAUGAUGAUAAGGCACGAUCUUUAUUAUUAGAAAAGAAGGGCCUAAAGUCAUUAAACAAUAAUGGGAAUCUUAAAUCUGACCAGCAGAAUAACCAUAAAAAUCGUACUGAAUCGGAAUCAUCCGAUAUUGAAUCGAAAAAUUCUAUGAUUUUUGAUUUAGAAAUAUAAAAUCAAAAUAAAUAAACAAAAAAAGAAAAAAAAAAUUGAUAAUAUAUUAGAAUACUAAUAUCUAUUUGGUCUACAAUGUAGUCGCUAUAUAGAAUAAAAUAUAUUUUCAUUAUCUUAUUUACUAUUACUUUAAUAUAAAAACAUAUUGUUUAAAAAAAUGAAAUUAGGUGUAGUUAUAAUUUUACAUAUUAUUAAUUUUAAAUAUUUUUGUAGGUUGUCUGUCAAAUAAUUAAAAAAAAAACAAUUGUCCAGUUAUUUUAAUUAACCUAAAAUAUUAAAAAAAUCAAUACCAGUUAAAGAAUCCAACUUACGAAUGUUUUACAAAAUCAUAAUCUUAUAACAAAAAUAAAAUUGUAUAACUUGGUCUUUUAAUUUUCCUAUGAAUUUGUUUGGUUCUCAUUUGUAAACUAUAAUUAUUUAUUUUUAAAAAAUAUUGGAAACGACUAUUGUAUUAAUUUUGAAAAUAUGUGAAAUAACUUCGGGAAGAAAUUAUUUAAAUGAAUACAUUGAACAAUUUUGUUUGUUGUUCUAUAAUUUAUGAAGUAAGAAACGAAAAUAUUGUAUAAUUUUGUUAUACGAUAAUAUAAAAAUAUUAAUAAAAACUAUAUUAAGAUUUUUGUUAUAAUAUGGUAAAUAUUACAUUCAGUGAACAUCAAAUAUUUUACCUAUAUUUUGUAAUUUAAGUUUACGUCUAUAAUUUGAAAAUAAUUACUAAAAAUUUUGCAAAAAGAAAUUUAUAGGGAUAUCCCUGAAUAUAAUUUGUAUUGCCAGAAGAAAAUUUAAUAUCAAGAAGUAAAUUUAAUAAAAUUGGCAACAAAUGUUAAAGCCUUAAUAUUUUGUAUUUAAUAAUAAAUUCAUAUUAAAAUUUUCUUAAAUUUCAUUUUUGUUUAUGUACACAUAUGUUUUUUAAAGCAAGAUAUGCAAUGUUGUUUUGCCAUUAAACAAAAAAGUAGUGGAGGCUAUUCACAAAUAAUAAAGUUUACCAUUAGUACAAAAUAUUCAAUUAUUUAACAUUUUAUUUAUGUUAAAUAAUAUUUCUAUUUUUUUGUGAUUUAGGCUCUUUACAACAACAUUUUUUGACAUUCAACAAUAUUUUUGAAACUGUACGAGAAAAACAAUAAUCAUAUCUUUAUAAAUAUGCAUGUACCUUAUAGUAAGUUUUAUUAAUGCAUUAAAACUUUUUUAUAUUCAAAUUAUUAAAAAAAACAUAUAUACAAACAUAAUUUUAAUUGAAAUUAGAAUAAUUAUUGAAUACAUAUUUAAAAAAUGAAGAUUAUAAUGUUAAAAUUAUAUACAUAUUUACACAUAUUUUGGUACCGUUUUUCU